Molecule: messenger RNA, 633 nt
Organism: Lontra canadensis (Northern American river otter)
Lineage: Eukaryota; Metazoa; Chordata; Mammalia; Carnivora; Mustelidae
Product: cytochrome P450 4A11-like
Exons: 6
Molecular function (GO): oxidoreductase activity, acting on paired donors, with incorporation or reduction of molecular oxygen; iron ion binding; monooxygenase activity
Source: RefSeq, a predicted model, not a curated record
AUGCUGGGCAAAUGGGAGGAGCUCCUCAGCCAGAACUCAUCUCUGGAGAUCUCUGGACAAAUCUCCUUGAUGACUUUGGACACCCUUAUGAAGUGUGCCUUCAGCUACCAGGGCAACCAACAGGCAGACAGGUACUCCCAGUCCUACCUUCAAGCCAUUCGGGACCUGAACAACCUGGUGCUUUCCCGGAUAAGGAAUGCUUUCUACCAGAAAGACAUCAUCUACAGGCUGACCCCUGAAGGCCGCUGGAACCACCGGGCCUGCCAGCUUGCCCAUCAACACACAGACCAAGUGAUCAAGCUGAGGAAGGCUCGGCUGCAAGAAGAGGGAAACCUGGAGAAGGUCAGGAGCAAGAGGCACUUGGACUUCCUAGACAUCCUCCUCUUUGCCCAAAUGGAGAACAAGAGCAGCUUUUCUGAUAAGGACCUCCGUGCGGAAGUGGACACCUUCAUGUUUGAGGGCCAUGACACCACAGCCAGUGGCAUCUCCUGGAUCCUCUAUGCUUUGGCCACACAUCCAGAGCAUCAGCAGAAAUGCCGGGAGGAGAUCCAGAGCCUCCUGGGGGACGGUGCCUCCAUUACCUGGGGCCACCUGGACCAGAUGCCCUACACCACCAUGUGCAUCAAGGAGGCA